This is a messenger RNA of Cryptotermes secundus, 8271 nucleotides long. RefSeq names its product sodium-dependent dopamine transporter (gene DAT). Gene Ontology annotation, molecular function: dopamine:sodium symporter activity. Lineage: Eukaryota; Metazoa; Arthropoda; Insecta; Blattodea; Kalotermitidae. The coding region runs from base 187 to 2049 and encodes 620 amino acids. The transcript has 15 exons. Gene Ontology annotation, cellular component: neuronal cell body membrane; presynaptic membrane; neuron projection. The record is from RefSeq and is a predicted model, not a curated record. Gene Ontology annotation, biological process: dopamine uptake involved in synaptic transmission; sodium ion transmembrane transport.
CUUUUUGACUGGAUUAGAUGGGGCAGAGCGACACGAGUUUCACACUGCUGCUCACAUUGUGGCGAGUGCACGAGGCCACUGCGCGGAUCGAGACAUGCUGCUGGAUCAUCUCUUGUUCCCACUGCAGGCAGCUCCACUGUUAGUCGCAAGAGAGGAGGCCCCCAGCUGCCAGGGCUAGAGCUGGCCAUGGCCCCCAACGCCACCAACACACGCACACCGACCCCCUGCGGGGGGGCCCUGCCGGGGGAUGGAGAGGCUAGGGAGAACUGGAGCAAGAAGGUGGACUUCCUACUGUCAGUCAUAGGAUUUGCCGUCGACCUGGCCAACGUGUGGCGCUUUCCCUACCUGUGCUACAAGAACGGGGGCGGUGCGUUCCUGGUGCCCUACUGCAUAAUGCUCGUGGUGGGAGGCAUCCCGCUGUUCUACAUGGAACUGGCUCUGGGGCAGUUCAACCGCAAGGGAGCCAUCACUUGCUGGGGCCGCCUCGUGCCUCUCUUCAAAGGUAUCGGAUACGCAGUGGUGCUCAUCGCUUUCUAUGUCGACUUCUACUACAACGUCAUCAUCGCGUGGGCUCUCAGGUACUUCUUCGCCUCCUUCAGCAGUCUUCUGCCGUGGACGACGUGCGACAACUCCUGGAACACCCCUCUCUGCAGACCGUUUGAGCUGAAUGCCUGGACCGGGGAAUCACAUCGCAACGGCAGCUUCAGCGUCGGCGUCGGCGACACCACCGAGCGCCAUCUCUCUGGGCCGAUCAGCGUCAUCAGUGAGGACACGAAUAAUUACACUAAAUUCACUUCCGCAGCUUCGGAGUACUUCAAUCGAGCGAUCCUCGAGCUGCACCGAAGUGCGGGACUACACGAUCUGGGGGCCAUCAAGUGGGACAUGGCGCUGUGCCUUCUGGCUGUGUAUUUCAUCUGCUACUUCAGCCUCUGGAAAGGAAUCUCCACGUCAGGAAAGGUGGUGUGGUUCACGGCGCUCUUCCCGUACGCAGUCCUGCUGAUUCUGCUCGUCAGGGGCGUCACUUUGCCAGGAUCUGCCGAAGGGAUCAAGUACUAUCUCAGCCCCAACUUUUCAGCCAUCACCAAGGCAGAGGUGUGGGUGGACGCAGCUACGCAGGUGUUUUUCUCUCUGGGUCCUGGUUUCGGUGUUCUUCUGGCUUACGCAUCUUACAACAAAUACCACAAUAACGUCUACAAGGACGCGCUGCUGACCAGUGUCAUCAAUUCCUGCACCAGUUUCGUCGCAGGAUUCGUCAUCUUCUCCGUGCUAGGCUACAUGGCUCACACUUCCGGGCGACCCAUCCAGGAAGUGGCCACCGAAGGCCCAGGACUCGUGUUCAUCGUGUACCCAGCCGCAAUAGCCACGAUGCCUGGCUCCAUCUUCUGGGCCCUCAUCUUCUUCAUGAUGCUGCUGACGCUCGGGCUCGACAGCUCGUUCGGCGGUUCGGAAGCCAUCAUCACGGCCCUGAGUGACGAGUAUCCAGUUAUCGGCAAGAACCGGGAGAUAUUCGUGGCCUGUCUCUUCACGCUGUACUUCAUGGUCGGACUGGCCUCCUGUUCCCAGGGAGGUUUCUACUUCUUCCACCUGCUGGACCGCUACGCCGCGGGCUACUCCAUGCUGUUCGCCGUGCUCUUCGAGACAAUCGCCGUGUCCUGGAUAUACGGUACCCAGCGGUUCUGUGACGACAUUCGUGAUAUGAUUGGCUUCUCCCCAGGCAUCUAUUGGCGCGUAUGUUGGCGAUUUGUCGCUCCUGCUUUCCUGAUGUUCAUCAUAGUGUAUGGGCUGAUAGGCUACGAGCCUCUGACAUAUGAGGAAUAUGUGUACCCGGUGUGGGCCAAUAUUCUGGGCUGGGUUAUUGCAGGUUCGAGCAUUGCCAUGAUUCCAGGGAUGGCCAUUUAUAAACUGGCCACAACACCCGGCACACUUAUGCAGCGACUCAGGUUCCUCACUACACCGUGGAGAGACCAACAGAUGGCUGCUGUUAAUGGUGUUCAGACAGACCCCGUGCAAGUGAGACUGACUACAUGUCCAGCGGCUGCUAAUGUCUGAACUGGAUUGACACACAAGCUACCUCCCACAAAUGGACAGGGAUAUUUCUUCUCUUCUGGAACGAACAACUUUGGUUCAGUGAGUAGGAAAGGGAGGAUUUAAUUGUUAAAGAAAGAUCAAGUCAGCAGGCUUAUAGCACAUGUAGAGGUCAAGCAAAUGUAUGAGUAGAAGUUAGAGCAAAACAUAUUUCAUGAUUCCACACAAUCUGUCCUUUAAUACUGAAUUUUUGAUGGAAGAAUGCUUGUAAGAAUGAUUGCCUGAAAAAAGGAAACAAAACAUGAAACAAACCGAACUGGGGAGCAGUUCACCUGGCAUGACUCUGACUGCACUCUACAGCACAAACAUAAUGACAUGCUUAAUAAAUAUUUAAAACAUUUUGCUCAGUAAUCGGCCAAAUAUCAAGUUAGAGCUGAAGCACAGAGGAUGUGGUAAUGUGCUGUCUGGUAAGGGCUACCACGCACAUCAAAGUCCACUGAUAGACAACUUCAGUGGAGUGAUUUUAAAUAGGAGAAAUCUGAAGAAACAAAAACACACACCUACUGCAUUGCCACUUCAUCCGCCAUGAAUCUCACAACAAGUCAGCACCUGAUAGCCUGAAUUGUGAAUAUAAUUUCCAGCACUUAUAAUCUAUAAAAAUUUUAUUAAAAUUUUCAUUGUAGUGCAGAAGUAAAUUCUUCAAAUUAUUCAACAAAUGUCAGUGAUUCACUAUCACACAUGCAACAUGUCCUUCUGAAACUUAUUUAAAAGUUUCUUACAUACACACAGUGUGUCUAUUAAACCUUAGUUAAAAGCAUUCUGUACAUUGCACACUACAUGUUUUGAGUGACAUUUGUCAUCAUUAGGUGUUUAAAAAUUGUUAGUGGAAACUGCUGUGCUUCUGUUUUCUGAUUCUAAUAUUCGAUACAUAGUUCCAUCUACAGGCUCGUGUAUUCUAUGGUGUUGGGUGGCUCUUCCUGUUGUGUUGUGUGUCUAGACACUUGUAGUACAGACACAGCACAAAACAAGAAGAGCCACUCAACGCCAUAGAAUACACAAGCCUGUAGAUGGGACUGCACAUCGAAUAUUAGAAUCAGAAAACAGAAGAACAGCAGUUUCCACCAACAAUUUUAAACAACUGAUGAUGAACAAUGUUGGUCGAAACAUGUAGUGUGCAAUGUCCAGAAGCUUUUAAUAAGGUUUAAAAGACUCAUUGCAUGUUUGCAAGAAACUUUUAAAUAAGUUUCAGAAGGACAUGUUGCAUUUUUGAGAGUGAAUCAGUGACAUCCAGUGAAUAAUAAAUGAUGUGCAAUGUACAGUAUAAUAUUAUAAAUUCUUCAAAACAUAAAUUAAUUACAUCAGCAUCAUAUAAACAAGAUUUAUGCUGUGAAACUAUGUAAGCAUUUACAAAGCAUUAUUCUGACUGCAACAUCUGCACCCCAGUUCAGUUUUCUUUAAAAUAAUAUGCAGCUAGGAUGUGUUGCAAUUCUUGGUAUCAGUAGUGUACAGCCAAAGCACUGGUAAUACACUAAUACUUUUAAUGUGUAGGCAUGUAGCGAAAGUGGUGUUAGGCCUACAAAAGUUCAUUAGUUGCUCUGUCUGAAACAGUGUCCUUAGAACAGAUGAAUUCCUAUGUAAAGGACAGCAGGUACUGAAUUAUAAUCAUAUGAUGAUGUAUUAAACUAUAGAUGAGUCCAUAAUAAAUUCUAGGCCUUUGUGUACAGAAUUGAUGAUAAGCUUCACUAUAUCUUAAGAAUGUAAAUUUUGUCUUGUUUUAAAUGCUGUGAUUCAUAACAAGAAAGCUUCAUGAAGGUUUGCAGUUUAUAAUAAACCAGUCAUGUCAGCUUCAUCUCUACUUUAAUGUUCACUAUAUUAUAGUGAUGCACUUAAUUACAAAACAUUAUAUAUAUCCAAAGUCAUACUUAUAGAAUAUAAUUGUGAAAAUUCUCACCAUUCUUACUUUUAUUGUUUAGAGCCAGACUUUUAUAAGCCACUACCAGAUAAUGGAUUCUUGUUGUACUGUUAAGAACCACAGUUUUAUAUACCACAACCAGAUGAUGGAUUCAAAGUUUCAUAUACUUGCAGCAUUACGAAAUGCAAGUUCCAGUCAAAAUGAUGCAUACUCAGUAUAAAAGUCAAUCCUUAAUUACGUUAAGAACAUGAUAGUUAUAAACGUUUGGUAGAUUUUAGAUAUAACUCUUCUUCUUCCAACAAUGAAGCCUCUCUGUGUAUCUCUGUCUUUGCAAACCUAUCCCUCCUGAAACUCUUCCAUGUUAUUCCUUCCUUUUGUGUUAAAUCUUUGUCAAUCUGUUAUUCCCAUCUUGAUCUCAAACUUCCUCUUGGGGAUUUUCCUUCUAUCUUCAUGUCCAGAAACCUUAUUUGAUAGUCUCCAUUUCCUUAUUUAUAACAUGUGCCCAUACAAUAUUAUUAAUGUUGUUUAUUAAUUCAUUUCCCAUUGUAUUUAUCUUCAUAUUUUCUCUAUUAUUAUUUGUUUUCUAUUCUCCUUCUCCUGGUUUCAAGGACUUGUCUGCCUUAAAGAUCUUAUCCCAGCAGCUGUUAUGUAGCAGUUAACCUUGGUCCAUGCCCAUAUUUCUCUUCAGUAUGUUCAUAUGGUCAUGUACAGCAGUAACUCUUAAAUGGACAUAAUUUCUGUUCCUUAGACAUAUCUCUGAAUACAAUUAUAUGCUACAUAACUAAAAUAAAAUUGUCUUUUAUCAAGCAUAAAAUUUCUUUCAUUUUCAGAGACCUUGUGGCCAUUGAAAUUUGAGUCAUUUACCAUACAGUAAAGCAUUAUGUUGAAAAGUGGAAUGAUACUAGAUUUACCCAGUCUUUUCAAUUACAACAUUUAUACAAUGAUGUAAUAUACAUCAGGCACUAGUGCAUCUCAUUUAGCCCUCAAAAUUGAUUUUCACUUAAUACAAAAUACCAGAAAACAAAAAAUCAUAAGCUGUUAUAUGUAAUCACAACUGUCCCAUAUGGACAGGCAACAUUCACAACAAAACAAUGGUCCUUUGUGUUCCUACAUUUUAUGCCUCAUUUUAAUAACUGAUGACUUAAAAUGUUAUUAUGUUUGGUUGCAGUAUCUGGGAAAUAUGAAGCACUCUUGAAAGAGUGCUGCCUGUCUCAGCUAGAGGUGUAGAGUGCAGUGCACACAAGCUGACACACAUGGCACUUAUGAUGUAUGAAAUUUUAUAUCACAAACACUUGAACCAUGGUAGUACAACUACAUUUAAUGCAGAAAAUUGGAAACCUCAAAAACGUGCAUUGCAUCAGAAUAGUAUUAAAAUUACCAAAAGAAAAAAAUAGUUGGUAUUUUAUGUUACAAUAUUUUAAAGUAAUAUUCAGAUUUUCUCAUUAUGAACUUUUAAAGCAUGCAUCAUGUUGUAGAUGAGGCAAUCCUGUGGACUGCAACACACAGGCUCAUGAAGCACACUUCUAAACACAGUAUUCUGCCAUACACAAAAGUAAGAAUAGUAUUUCAUAUGCACAGACAUGGGUAUUUCAUCAGUGAAUUACCACUUUAUAUUAAAAUUACCACUGUUGGUUUAUACAUGUUCAUAAUGUUUCAUGCAGUGUGUAUAUAAUACUCCAUGUAUAAUUUAUAUAUGAAACACAUAUGCACAUGCUCAGAACUCUUGGCAGAAUGCAAAUGAUUCUAUAUCCUUAUUCAGUUAUUUAUUAUAUUUUAGUUUCCUGAAGAAACUUAUAAUAAGGGGUCACUUACUCAACGAUAUAAUAGUUUUCAAACACUUUUGUAGAUAUUUGAUUGUAGACAAAACGUAAUUCUAGUUCAAUGGAAGAUAUGUAAAAGUGUUCUGUGUGCUUCCAAUUGUAAACUGUAAGAAUUAUUGUACAUCUGGAUAUAGAGAAAUGGAAAAUUAGAUGUGAGUGUAAUAAUAUAAUUAUAUAGAAUGUUAUUAAAUAUUAUACAUUAAUAUAUUUUAUGGUGCAAUGUUGUCCUGUGAUUUAAAAUAAUGUGUAUACACUUGUAAACUGUGACCUGUGUUAUGCCUACAGAGAGUCAGGAUCCGAUAGAUUUCCUAACAGGUAUAAAAUAUGCAUUAUUUAUAUAUACAUAUAUCUAACUGUUAUUUUGUAUUAUAGAUUAUAUAUAAAAUUCGAAAGAAGCCAUGACAGCCACUGGUGACUUUCGAAUGUGCUCUCUGUCCAAAAGCAUAACACAAAAUCUGAUAAUUAAUUAAAGCAUUUGAUAUAUUAUAUAAAGUGUAAAUAUAAAUUAUAUUUGUUGCCAUUAUAUUAGUAAUAUAGGAAACAUUCUGCAUCAACUGAAUAAUACUGACUUCAGUGAAACAGGAUAUUAGAGAAAUAAUUAGAUUUACAGAACUAAAAUGGAUGUAUUAUUUAGCUCAUAUCUGACUUAAAUAAGUUGUAUAGGUUAACAGUAGUGUAACAAAUUAUCUACUUAAAUAUGAUAUGUGAUAUGGCUGUAAUGUGAAUAUAGUAUUCCUGGAUAUUACUGUGACAUAUAGUGCAAUACUCAUGUAGGAUACAACAGUCUCUGAUGGUCUUCCUGCACUGGGGACCAGUGUUACUGUAGAUGUAGCCAUAGCUUUUGUAUAUGUGCAAACAACAAAUAAUAUGAUGUUUAAUGAAUAUACUGUAUUGCCAUUAGAGAUAAAUAACAAACACAUUUUUAAUAGUUGAGACCACUGCAUGUAUUCAGUUAGGAGGUGAAAAUGUACUUUGAAAAUGAGACCAGUCCUGUUACAGAUAUAAUUAAAUAUACAGGCAGUUCUUGAUUUACAUGUCAAAUUUGUUUUUGAAAAAACGUUGUGUAAAUGAAAAUUACACGAGUUACAGUAAAAAUGCAUUUAGUAUGAGGAUGCACCAGGUUGGUUGGUGUAAUUGUGAACAGUUUGACUGAUAUUUGGGCAGUGCUCAGCACAAAAUUGUCUAGGACACUGGCCAUCCUGAGUGAGGACUGUUGAAAUUUUCUUUAGCCCCUCAAGGCAAAUGCUAGGAUAGUAUCUUGAUUAGGCUGAAAACACUUCCUUCUGUGUCCUUUCUGAUUCAUCGUUCUUAUCAUCCUACAAUUUAGCAUCAAGAAACUGACAUGGCAAACUGUGGCUUGAAAGCCACAUGUAGCUCUUUAGAACCACUAAUGUGGCUGAGGGAAAAAAUUAUUUGAUUCCUUCUUCUGAAUGGAGUAAAUAUAAUAAAUCUGCUUGGUGGAAAACACCCCCUAAACAUUUGUGUCUGAAAUGAAUUUAUGGCUCCAAAACUUCUGAAAAAUAUCAUAUACAGCUCUAUAUUCGAUAAGUUAGGCCAUUCCUGCUAGAUACUGUUGCUAUGGGCAGUCUCAUGACAUAACCUGCAAGAAAAGAAAAACCAGAAGACGUAUGCAACCUUUUCUAAGCAAGGAUUUGAACCCCCAGACAGGAGUAACUAUACAUGCUUAUCCAUGUAUCGUUGCACCUAAUUUUGUUUUUAAAUUCAAUUUCAUAAUAGUUCACUUUAUUUUAAAGGUUCAUUAACUUUAUUUCAUAUUUUAAAUUAUGAAAACACAAGGCACUGUGUGAAAUCACAUUACAGGAAGAACUAGUGGCAUCCAGAUUAGGAAAUGGUACAUCCUUAUUGUCUGCUGAAUGUAAAACACACAAAUUAAAGAGACUGUAAAUUGAGAACUGGCUGUUUACUUUUCUGUAUUUGUCAGACACUGUGUUAUUACUGUUGUGUGUCAAAAAUGCGAAGGAGCAAAAUGCAUUUUGUUGUGCUAUAUGCAUAAUAUAUUUAUGUUGUUACACUUUUUGAUGUGUAUGAAGAGAUUUGACUUGGGACUGUGAGUGAAAUAACUGGAGCUUUUGUCAAGUCUCCCAUGAGCAGAAAAAACUCCUCGCUGGGCUGUAAAGGGAGCAAUAAUUUGUACAAAGAGCAUAUCAGUCUGCAUGCUUUGUGCAAAUAUUUGUAUGUAUCUGCAUAUUUUAUAUUUAUAAACAGGCAUUGUAAAAUUGCAUAUUUGUCCAUGAGCCAUCUGUGAAUGGGGGAGGAUAUAUAAAGCUGUCCUGUGCUUAAUCAAAAAGACUACUAUCUCAUACAGCACAGCAUUUAUGAUUUUGAUGCUUUAUGACUUACAUGAAAUAAGAUUCAACACCAUAUUCUUAAAAAUUUGUUACAGUUUUUAAGUAUCCUAACCAUAAAAUUAAAUUACGAUUAAAGCAGGCUUAACAUAUGAAUCAUGUACUGCAUGUAGUGUAUUUAUUGACAAUUAUAGCGCAUUCAAGUUAA